Messenger RNA from Melampsora larici-populina 98AG31, 1860 nucleotides. RefSeq lists its product as uncharacterized. The coding region runs from base 1 to 1860 and encodes 619 amino acids. The record is from RefSeq and is a predicted model, not a curated record. Lineage: Eukaryota; Fungi; Basidiomycota; Pucciniomycetes; Pucciniales; Melampsoraceae. The transcript is spliced from 5 exons.
AUGUUGAUUAGGAACUCAUCCAAAAAUGUGUUCCUUACACUUAAUUUUUAUAAUUUAAUCUAUUUUUGUCAAGCAUUUAUAGAAUCUAUACCAGAUGAUCCAUUGAUCAAUAUGUGGCGUGGUAUUGACUCAGCACCAUUGAUAGUAAGAGGUGGACCUGAACCUGUACUCGCUUCUUCAUUCAAAACUUGGUCUCCUAUAGGCGGAUGGAAACCAUCUGACGCCUCUGCUGAAGCAGGUCGCGGUGCAUCUUCAAGUCAUGUAAACCCACAUGACGAGAUGAGUCUCGUCUCUUCACAUCACCCAGAGGAAUCAGCUGUCAAAUCAUCAGAAACACUCGUCAAACCCUAUGAAUCAAUCAUCAUUCAAACUUUAGAUCAUCUCAAAGAACCUGAAUUAACUCAUAAAGAGAAAACUGCCGCUUAUGCUCAUCUAAUGGACAUCUUAAGACGAAAGCCAGGAUUAGAAUCUAUCUUUGUAAAACACUCGGAAGAUCCCACAAGAGGUUCUGAAGUUUGGGAAGCUCAAACGCUAUGGAACAUUGCUACUACAGCUAAAUUUAGGGAUGAUGGAAUCUCAAGCAUUGAAGAGAUCUAUGGAUUAAAAUCGCCUUAUCAAAUCAUCAUUAGAAAGUUUUUUGAUUUAGAUUCAACUAAUUUAAAUGCGAUAAGUGAUCUUAGAGAUGCGAUUGAGAUAUACUUGGCUAGAAAACCUUUGAACCACAAUGCUGCUAGAGCUCAAGCGCUCGAGGAAAUCCAAUCUCGCUUGGCAGCGAUUACUCCUCCAUCACAUCAUGAGGUCACAUCAGCAGAACUUUUCAAAAAUGAAGCAAGCGUACAGUGGCAAGAUUUAACCACACUAGUCAAAAACUUAAAAACUGAGGAAGCUUCCACAAGUUCAGCAUUAGCACCUGAAAGACAAGAAAUCCCAGGAGAACCUUCGCCAGCUAAUUUACAUUGGAGAAAGCUUAAUAAAAAAAUCAAAGCAUCUGGACGUAUGUUUUCAAAUGUAAAAGAAAGAUAUUUAAAUUUAAAUCAUGAAAAUGAUUUCGAAGUUCAAGAAUUUAGAGAAAAGAUUGAAAGAUUAAUCGAGAGUGAAACUUUGGUUGAUUCUCAUCUAAAGAGUGUUCAUGAAAUGAAAAAUCAACUUCAAAAGGAAGCAAAACGAGUCAAACUUUGGAGACCAACACAAGGAUGGAAUGUACCAAAAGGUCAAAAAUCAACAGUGGUAAAAGAAUUACUUCAAACAAUCAAUGAUCCUACCAUUAGUUUCGGAGAAAGAGUAGUGAUGAUCAGUCGACUUGAUAAGUCUAUUGCUAACGAUCCAGAGCUAGCAGCUGAAUUAGAAUCAAUCUUCCAACGAGAUCUUACAAAUCCAGGUUUAUUUAAAGCAGAUGUAUUGAUCGGAUUAAGAAACACACUCGAAGCCAAAAAUUCUCAAGUUCAUGUUUUAAUGAAAAGGUUCAUUGCACUCAACAAAGCUUCAGCUGAUUCUAUAAAUUCUUUAAGAGAAGAUCUUGAAAGGAUUUUAAUUAACAAUCAAAGGCUAGAACAUGAUAGUCAAGAAUCAGAAGAAGAAUUUCAUCUUACAGCUUCAUCUACUUCUGAGGCAAGUUCUUCUUCACAAGCAAUGAAACCAGAAGACGAAAAACCAUUGAGCGAAAAUGAUAAGGCAUUAGUGAAUGGGAUGAAAGAACUUUUAAUCUCAGAACAUUAUCCUCUUGAAAACGAACUUGUUCACGAAGCUGGUCUUGCCUCUCAUCCUCCAACUGAAGAAUUCAAAGGACUUGUAACAGAUCCGAAAGAUGAAACUAAAGCUAGUACCAGUGGUAAACAUUCUCGAAGAGCUCUACAUCUUUGA